CUCCUCCUCUCGGUGAGUCUCUAGGUGAGUCAAAAGCAGCCCUGAAUCAGGAAGUAGGAUGCCGUGACAGACAUUAGUAGGCAGAAGGAAAUGGGCACCACCACCACACAAUGUCACUAUGUCUGCUGCUGCUCCUGUCCAUGGUAACACAAGGAUGAGAGGGAGGAGAGGCCACAGGGAAAUGACCCCAUCGUCGAUCAUGUUGCUGCUGGCUUUGACAGCCUGCCUGGCGGGGACUGUGUUCUGCCAGGGUGAUAAGGACACAAGUACUGUUGAAGAAACACAAACAGAAAAUGAUGCCGGGUUCUCAGUGAUCCCACCUGUAAGUGAUGCUACCCCUACACCAGACUCAUACCUAUCAUCUGAGAGUCCUUCAGAGGGAUAUGAGACUGAAGCUGACGCUGGUUCUGGGUUCAGUCCAGGUGUCAAUUUAGAAGGGGAGGAUCAUCUCAAAUCCUCUGAAGUACCACUGGAGGACAGUCUGAGUCUCACCUUCGUCCUGGUUCCUGUUGUGCUGGUGGUCGUGAUAAUCGCCAUGGUAGUGGGAGUAGUCAUAAUCAACCGCAGAUGGAAUCGGAAAGGAAAGAGCAAUUCUGAUAACGUAGAAGAGGAUAAAUAUUUGCAUGGUAGCGAUGACACAGAAAAAGUUCCAAUGCCCAUGUUUGAGGAUGAUGUCCCCUCUGUGUUGGAGCUGGAGAUGGAAGACCUGGAACAGUGGAUGAAUAAAGAUGGUGGAGUUCGAAUGGACUCUGGACAAGGGAUCUAACAUGAGAUCAUGGCUAGUCACGGAGUCAGUCAAUUCUCUCUCUCAACCGUCCUCUUGCUGUACUGCCGGUGACAAAGGACACUUCCCCAUCGCAGGGAAGGACAUUUUGUUACCCAGCCGCACUGUAGGCUUCUUCUAUUCAUGCCAAUGUCAAAGCAACGUCAUCAACCGACCACAUUGACAACAAGAAAGCAACACCUCCGCCAAGGUGACUGCAAAAAACAGGAAAUGCUGAAUUUAUUUACCAUUUCAGCAUAAACAAAAGACAAGUAACAAUAAAUGCACAAGUUAAACUUUUUUAGAACGUAACAUCUUAAAAUCUGCGCACUCCACCGUCAAAUGUACUGUGGUAUAGACUCUAUGGAGAAACAGUGUGUGGCAAUAGUCCUUUCACUACACGGAUCCUGAUUGUGGUCGGCCUAGUAAUGAAUGCUUUUUGCAACGCCUUCAACUCAGUACUGUGCCUUUUUAGUCAUUGUUUCAAGUUCAUAUACACUUUUUAUGUGAUUGUUUUAUUGUCUUUUGUAUUCAGCUGCCAUGCAGUGAGAGAGGGAAUCCGUGAGAGAGGAAGGAGUAAAACACAGGAGGUUGGUGGCACCUUUAUUGAGGAGGAUGGGCUCGGGUUAAUGGCUGGAGCAGAAUGAGUGAAAUGGCGUCAAAUGCAUCAGACACUUGGUUUCCAUGCGUUUGAUGCCAUUCCAUUCGCUCCGUUCCAGCCAUUAUUAUGAGCUGUCCUCCCCUCAGCAGCCUCCUGUGGAGUAAAAAGUGUAAAACUAUUGCUGAAAGCGGGUGUCGGUAGCCAUGUUCUGACACCCAGACAACAAUAUCCGGACUUGACCUCCAAAGAUCCUACAGGCCCUCCCCUUUACAAC
Oncorhynchus mykiss (rainbow trout) is the source of this 1638-nucleotide messenger RNA. RefSeq lists its product as uncharacterized. The record is from RefSeq and is a predicted model, not a curated record. Lineage: Eukaryota; Metazoa; Chordata; Actinopteri; Salmoniformes; Salmonidae.